UAAAGAAAGGAAAAAAAGCAAGAUUUGGACGGAAGCCAGACGAGGACACAAGUGGCCACCCAAAAUCCUCUCUGCUAGAUUUCCCAAGAUCUCUCAUAUCCGUACCCUCUUCGAAUCUCUCCCUCCUUUAUUGACCCUUUCUGUUCCCCCCUCUCCUUCUUCUCUCCUUCGUCAAUCCCACUUUUCCUAUUUAUAGCUUUUCUCCUUCACAUUUUCUUUUGCAUUUCCUUCUUUUCCGUUUCGUCGAAGGCUUUUCUUGCUUCCAUAUCCGACGCCAUGGGCAAUGAUGUUCUCCGGCUGGAAGACUUGCCUUGCAGCUCCGGUGACCUGCAUGUUCUCGCCGUCGAUGAUAGUUAUGUCGAUCGCAAAGUCAUUGAGCGCUUGCUGAAAAUUUCUUCUUUUAAAGUGACGGUUGUGGAGAGUGGGACAAGAGCUCUUGAAUAUUUAGGAUUGGAUGGACAGAAGAGCUCCAUUGGAUUUGAGAGUGUCAAGGUUAAUCUGAUAAUGACGGACUAUUCCAUGCCCGGGAUGACAGGUUAUGAGCUGCUCAAGAAGAUUAAGGUGGAAUCAUCUAUGUUUAGAGAGAUACCAGUAGUGAUCAUGUCGUCUGAGAAUAUCUUGACUCGAAUUGAUAGGUGCUUAGAGGAAGGAGCAGAGGAGUUUCUGUUGAAGCCAGUGAAGUUGGCAGACGUGAAACGAUUGAAAGAAUUCAUAAUGAAGGGUGAAGGGAAGGAAAGUAGAGAGAAAGAAUGUCGCAAAAGAAAGAGAUCAGAUAAUUAUAGUGCACUUCCUCCAACUCCAUUCUCAUCGGUCUGUUGUCCUUGUGAUCCAUCAUCCUCUUCACCAUCUGCAUUGUCCUCAAAGAAGUCUAGAUUGCUAGCAGAGGUUGAAUAAUUCCCUUCAGAAGAGAACCCUGAAUCCCCUGAAGGAUCUAGCUCUUCACAUUAGUCCAUAAUUUUGCUAACAUAAACACUAGAAUUAGAUUUGGAGAGGAACCAUGCUAUGAUAACUUUUUUUGGUCCAAUACAUGUAUUUUUUUUUUUUUUUUUGCUGAUUCCGCCUCUGUACAUAUGAAAUUGGCAAAUUUUGAGGAAAGCCCUGUACUGUAAGGGUGUGUGCUGCAAGUAAUGGAAAAUUUUUUAAUGUAAAUUUUGUGCUUGUGAUGUUUAAAGGAAUGGUCUCCUUGUCUACCACUUGCAGCCGUAUGGCUCGAUUUCUCUUCUAUGGACCUGGGGUUUAGGAUGCCAUGCUUCUGUGAGGAACCUUGGUGUACAAGUCUUUAAUCCCCACUGGCACGUCUGCAUAUCAAAAUCUGAUGUUUGCUCAAAUUCUAAGAUGAAAGAUAUUGUUGACGAUGAUGCCACCAGGUUCUUAUCAUGUAAUAUAAUUGCACUAAACUGUUGGGAGUUGAGGGGGCAGUAUGCGCAUGAAAGCUUCCGAGGCGGAACACAUCACUUGAUUAGAUUACUACUGGAAUGGGUGCUCGUAUUUUGAAGACCUUGAAAAAACAAAGUUCAAUUAUUCAGAGAGAAAAGACAAAGGCCAAUUAACGAUGUCUCCACUUCUUCAUGUUUAUUUUUCCCAAGAGCAAAAACUUCCCAUUUUUCCCAAGACCAGAAACCUCCCCCUUUG
Molecule: messenger RNA, 1632 nt
Organism: Prosopis cineraria
Lineage: Eukaryota; Viridiplantae; Streptophyta; Magnoliopsida; Fabales; Fabaceae
Product: two-component response regulator ARR5-like
Exons: 5
Coding region: 277-894 (205 amino acids)
Biological process (GO): phosphorelay signal transduction system; cytokinin-activated signaling pathway
Source: RefSeq, a predicted model, not a curated record